Molecule: messenger RNA, 2165 nt
Organism: Odocoileus virginianus texanus
Lineage: Eukaryota; Metazoa; Chordata; Mammalia; Artiodactyla; Cervidae
Source: RefSeq, a predicted model, not a curated record
GUGGCGGGUCGCUGCGCGAGGCGGCAGCGGCGACGGGGCGGCCCGGUCCCCGCGGCUCCCAGCGGCAGCGCCGCCAUGGACGAAGCUGUGGGAGAUCUGAAGCAGGCGUUGCCCUGCGUGGCCGAGGCGCCCACGGUCCACGUGGAGGUGCACCAGCGGAGCGGCAGCACUGCAAAAAAAGAGGAUAUAAAGCUGAGUGUUAGAAAGCUACUCAACAGGCAUAACAUUGUGUUUGGUGAUUACACCUGGUCUGAGUUUGACGAGCCUUUUCUGACCAGAAAUGUGCAGUCUGUGUCUAUUGUUGACACAGAAUUAAAGGCUAAAGAUCCACAGCCCAUUGAUUUGAGCAUAUGCAAUAUUGCACUUCACAUCUUCCAGCUGAAUGAGGAUGGCCCCAGCAGUGAAAACCUGGAGGAAGAGACAGAAAACAUAGUUGCAGCAAAUCACUGGGUUCUGCCUGCAGCUGAAUUCCAUGGGCUUUGGGACAGCCUGGUGUAUGACGUGGAAGUCAAAUCUCAUCUCCUCGACUAUGUGAUGACAACUUUACUCUUUUCGGAUAAGAAUGUCGACAGCAACCUCAUCACCUGGAACCGGGUGGUGCUGCUUCACGGUCCUCCAGGAACUGGAAAAACGUCCCUGUGUAAAGCUUUAGCCCAGAAAUUGACCAUCAGACUCUCGAGCAGGUACCGAUAUGGCCAGUUAGUUGAAAUUAACAGCCAUAGCCUCUUUUCUAAGUGGUUUUCAGAGAGUGGCAAGCUGGUGACUAGGAUGUUCCAGAAGAUUCAGGACUUGAUUGAUGACAAGGAUGCUCUGGUGUUCGUGCUGAUCGAUGAGGUGGAAAGCCUGACCGCUGCCCGUAAUGCAUGCAGGGCAGGCGCUGAGCCUUCGGAUGCCAUCCGUGUAGUCAAUGCCGUCUUGACCCAAAUCGAUCAGAUUAAAAGGCACUCCAACGUAGUGAUCCUGACCACGUCCAACAUCACAGAGAGGAUCGAUGUGGCCUUCGUGGACAGGGCUGACAUCAGACAGUACAUUGGGCCGCCCUCUGCAGCAGCCAUCUUCAAGAUCUACCUCUCUUGCCUGGAAGAGCUAAUGAGGUGUCAGAUCAUAUACCCUCGCCAGCAGCUGCUGACCCUCCGCGAGCUGGAGAUGAUUGGCUUCAUUGAAAACAACGUGUCCAAGUUGAGCCUCCUUCUGAGUGAAAUUUCAAGGCCCCCACUGUCACCAUUGAGGGCUUCCUCCAGGCCCUGUCUCUGGCCGUGGACAAGCAGUUUGAGGAGAGAAAGAAGCUCUCAUCGUGCGUGUGACCCGCUCCCCCCCGCCGCCCCGGGGUCUGUCCUCGGUGAGCACACCGCGGGAAGGGGCCAUCGCUUCCUCACUGCAGCGGCUACCCCAGGAUAUAUGAGGCCACGGCUGAGACUUGCAGGCCUGUGUGGUUCAAGUAGCGUGUUGUGCUUACGUGAUCUUGCUCAAGAAGUGUGUUGCGUUUACGUACUUUAACUGCAUGCUCGAAGACAAAAGAGCCUGUUUGCUCUGUUUUGAAGGACAACCAUCUGAGCUCAGCAUCUCUUUAUAAAGAACUGUCUAGAUGUCCUGGUUCUAUCCUGCUUCUGGUUGAUUGGACCCAAAAUGCUGACAUUUUAUUUAAAAAAAUGAUUAAUGUAAGUUUUAUAGAAACAAAACAAACUACAUUGCCUUAAAGAAGAAUGUAAUCAUAGCAUUAAAAAAAAAAGUACACGUUGCUCAAGACGAGGCAGCAUUUGCUUCCUGCUGCAAGCUUGUCCUGGUUAGUGCACAUGUUCUGGAGACUGCGAUGAAUAAGAACCUGUUCCUGUGUUACAGAAAUCAAGAGAAAAGUUUUAGGCCCAGUGCUCUUCUUGGUAGCAGAUACGCUCUGCUUAUCGGGGAGGGACAGCUGACAUGGGGCCGGCCUCACUGCGAUGUUUCCUGGUGAGUCGUUUGUUGCAGGACGCCAGUCACGGCUUAAACGAAGAUUCCCAAUGACAGAUGUAAAAUGAAUUGGCCGAUAAUGGGUGUAUUCCACAGAACCUUGUUUUGCUUUUAUCUCAUGCUAAAAUAAAUUUAUAUCACUGUUUUAUAAAACAUUUUUAAAAGAGUAUGUUAACUUUUGUCUUAAAACUUUUUAAGUAUUAAAAAUCUGUUUCCAA